Molecule: messenger RNA, 1068 nt
Organism: Aspergillus nidulans FGSC A4
Lineage: Eukaryota; Fungi; Ascomycota; Eurotiomycetes; Eurotiales; Aspergillaceae
Product: protein xlnE
Exons: 5
Coding region: 1-1068 (355 amino acids)
Biological process (GO): carbohydrate metabolic process; xylan catabolic process
Cellular component (GO): extracellular region
Molecular function (GO): endo-1,4-beta-xylanase activity; cellulose binding; hydrolase activity, hydrolyzing O-glycosyl compounds
Source: RefSeq, a predicted model, not a curated record
AUGUUCAAGCUUCAUUCUUUUACCGCGGCAUUGGCUGCAGGCCUCCUCACAACAAUUGUUUCCGCCGCCGGGUUGCACGAGGCUGCACUUGCUGCUGGACUGGAGUAUUUCGGCACAGCGACAGAUAAUGGCGAGUUAACAGAUAUUCCGUACGUAACUCAGCUCAACAAUACCGCUGACUUUGGUCAAAUCACGCCCGGAAACACCCAAAAGUGGGAUAGCACCGAGCCGUCGCAGGGCACUUUCAGCUUCACCAAGGGAGACGUCAUUGCCGAUCUGGCUGACGCCAAUGGCCAGUAUUUGCGGUGCCAUACGCUCGUCUGGCAUAAUCAGCUGCCCAGCUGGGUGACUAGCGGAAGCUGGACUAAUACCACUCUAACCGCCGCACUACGAAACCAUAUCACUAACGUAGUGAAUCAUUACAAGGGGCGCUGCAUACAUUGGGACGUGGUCAACGAGGAAUACGGCGGUGCCAAGGCGGCUGGUGCAAGAGCUAUUGUGCAACUCAUCAAGAACGCGGGCGUUAAGAUCGAUGGUGUAGGCUUUCAGGCACACUUCAGUGUUGGCACUGUGCCGAGCAGGAGCUCCCUGGCCAGUGUGCUGCAGUCGUUCACCUCGCUAGGCGUCGAAGUCGCGUACACGGAGGCUGAUGUCCGUAUCCAACUGCCGACAUCUGCAACGACGCUGGCACAGCAGUCGACAGACUUUCAGAACCUGGCGGGAUCGUGUGUGGACACGGCCGGGUGUGUCGGAUUCACAAUCUGGGACUGGACGGAUAAGUACAGCUGGGUGCCGAGUACGUUCUCGGGUUAUGGUGCAGCGCUACCGUGGGAUGAGAACUUUGUUAAGAAGCCUGCCUACGAUGGCUUGUUGGUAGGGCUCGGCGGCACCGUAACUACAACCACCACCACAACAGCCACCUCUACCACUACCAGCGCCACAGCCACAAGCACUGCAACCUCCCCGCAUUGGGGUCAGUGUGGCGGUAUUGGCUGGACUGGCCCGACAUUGUGUGCGAGUCCUUGGACUUGCACCUAUGUGAACGACUGGUAUUCACAGUGUCUAUAG